AGAAAGCCCAAUGUCAUAUAUACUAGGAUUUUUAUUCAUAUUCACACUUUAAGCUUGAGUGAGGGAAAAAGGGAGGAGCGGCAGCAACAGAAACCCUAGAAUCAGAAAACAUGCCUGCCGGUCAUGGUUUGCGAUCACGUACCAGGGAUUCCUUCUCUCGUCCCUUCCGCAAGAAGGGAACAAUAGCUCUUGCCACAUACCUCAGGACUUAUCACAUCGGUGACUAUGUUGACAUCAGGGUUAACGGUGCUGUUCAUAAGGGUAUGCCGCACAAAUUCUACCAUGGCCGUACCGGUCGCGUCUGGAACGUUACCAAGCGUGCCAUUGGUGUCGAAGUCAACAAGCAGGUGAGGAACAAGAUCUUGAGAAAGAGGAUUCAUGUUCGAGUGGAGCAUGUUAUGCCCUCCAGAUGCACCGAGGAAUUCAAAUUGAGGAAGAUCCAGAAUGAUAAAUUGAAGGCUGAGGCUAAGGCCAAGGGAGAGGUUAUCAGCACCAAGCGCAAACCUGAGGGCCCCAAACCUGGUUUCAAGGUGGAAGGUGCUACACUGGAGACUGUUACUCCAAUACCAUAUGAUGUUGUUAACGAUCUCAAAGGAGGAUAUUAGAAGUUUAUUGGCAUUUUGUUUGACUGCGCUUUGUUGUGCCUGAACAUUUAUGAAACAUCAGACUAUGGGCCUGGGCCUGGGCCUGUUUGAAUUGAUUUCCAAAAACUGUAUUUUAGUUCUCAAAAAUUAUAAAACUAAAAAUUUGUUUGAUAA
This is a messenger RNA of Lathyrus oleraceus (garden pea), 758 nucleotides long. Its product is annotated as 60S ribosomal protein L21-2. Gene Ontology annotation, biological process: translation. The coding region runs from base 111 to 605 and encodes 164 amino acids. The record is from RefSeq and is a predicted model, not a curated record. Gene Ontology annotation, cellular component: ribosome. Gene Ontology annotation, molecular function: structural constituent of ribosome. Lineage: Eukaryota; Viridiplantae; Streptophyta; Magnoliopsida; Fabales; Fabaceae. The transcript has 2 exons.